Bombyx mandarina (wild silkworm) is the source of this 1794-nucleotide messenger RNA. Its product is annotated as transmembrane protein 181. Lineage: Eukaryota; Metazoa; Arthropoda; Insecta; Lepidoptera; Bombycidae. Gene Ontology annotation, molecular function: toxic substance binding. The record is from RefSeq and is a predicted model, not a curated record.
UCGAUACCGCGCUUGUAAACAAGCCGCAUGUAGGGCAUAGCUUAUUUGUUACAAUUUACGUGUUAUUAUUAUUCAUGUUUCGUGUCUUUAUAUAACGUUAAUUUAACAUUUUGUAAAAUGGAUUCUAAUAAUGUCGGUUAUUCCUAUCAUUUGCCGUCCGGUGGAUGGAAUUACAAAAUACGCAAUACGCUUUCGCAAUUCAGCGACUUGUUCAGUGAAUUCAACAAAUAUAUAGCUCCGGCAUAUCACCAUGACAGGUGUGAAAGGUCGGUUCAAAUGAGGAUAUAUUCAAUGCACAAAGGGGAAUUCGUGAUGGUUUUUAUAGCAUUUUUUGCUUGCUUCGGUCUCGGAGUUUUCAUAGGACUGGCAGGGCCCUCGCCUACGCUGACUACGUCAAUAACAGCGAGCAGUGUGCUGGAUAACGGCAGCAUGAUAUACCAGGGACCCUUCCACCUCCACAGCCCAGCCCUGGGCACCAGAGUGCAGCAGCUGUGGCUGUUCGCCGAAAUACUCACGGAGAAUAAUGAUGAGGAAAUAUUCGACAAGAGCUUCCAGAUUAGUAUAUCUAUAGACGGCGUUCGCGCCGACCAUUCCACCAUCAACUUACUCCCAGAAAACGAAUCCACGAAUACGACACAACAUCUGAAAUGCCACAAGCAGCUGUGCGAGGAAGUUAUGGUGUUGCACCUGGCCUCGCUCGAGUACACUCACUACAUACUGAACAUUCGCUUCUACGGGCUCGGGGAGUUCCACAAACGUUACUACAUGAGGGAGAUUGUGUUCUAUUUUAAAAUGUACAACCCAGCGUUCACGCAAAUGGAGACUUGGUUUAGAUUUAUUUUCCUGUUGGCCACAUUUGUUGUUACGUGCUGGUUCACGCACUCCCUCAGGAAGUAUCCGUCCCACGACUGGGCGAUCGAGCAGCGCUGGCUGUCAGUGAUGCUGCCGAUGCUGCUCCUCUACAACGAUCCGCUGUUCCCGCUGCGGCUGGUGUCGGCGAGCUGCUUCGCGCCGCUGAUGGACUCGGUGUUCCAGGCGACCUUCUUCGCGGGCCUCAUGCUGUCCUGGCUGGCACAAUACCACGGGCUGCGACAGAACGACCGCGGCUUCGUGUCGUUCUACCUGUUCAAGCUGGUGGUGGUGGGCUCGGUGUGGGCGCCGGCGAUGGUCGUCACCGUCUGGCAGAAAUAUUACGCGUAUUACGAUCCCACCUUCAACUACAUGAUGUCGCCCAACUAUCCGAUCGUAAAGACGAUGUUCUUCACGGGCCUCGCCGUGUACUUCCUGUACCUACUCAUACUCAUAGUGAAGGCCUACAGUGAUUUAAGGAACAUGCCGUUUUUUGACGUGCGACUGCGCUGCGUGUCUGCGGGCGCGGGCGCGGCGGCGGCGCUGGCGGGCGCGGUGUGCGCGCGGGGGUGGGGCGGCGCGGCGCUGCAGGACCACUGGGCGGCGCGGCACCCGCACGACACGUCCGCGCCCUUCAUGGCGCUCUACUCGCUCUUCAACUUCGACCUCUACGCGCUCGCCUACCUGUACUCGCCGCCCACGGUCGAGCCCCACGAAACGUCCAUAACAAAAGACAAUCCCGCCUUCUCGAUGAUCAACGAUUCGGACGAGGACGUCAUCUAUGGCUCGGACGAAGACAGCCGGCGGCCCCUCAACUCGCACCAUCGAGUCAGCACAGAAGACAUAUGAUUCCACCCGCGGACAUUAUAAACUAUUUUCAUUGUAUCACGUAACCGAUCUUGUUAUGUAUAAAAUAUUAAAUUAUUUUUUAUUUAAUUUGGUUUU